AUAAGUGAUACACUCUGUCAGUCGUAGAAAAUACUUGAAUCCCAUCAACAAAGACUCGGCGUCCCCACCUGUCUUUGUCUGUUUACUCUUUGUUUUCAACGAUUCCUUUGAUAGAAGAAAAUGUUGAGUAAUGCGAGAAGAUGAUUUUCUCCUCCUCAACUGCUAACAAUGAAUGGCCACAGAAUCAUAUAGAUGAGAAAGAGUUGAUGGCGUCAACAGCUAGGCUUAUGGAGAAACCAAGCCAAGAACAGCAGCAGCAGCAAGCCCUAAAGUGUCCACGCUGUGAUUCAUCAAACACUAAGUUCUGCUACUACAACAACUACAGUUUAUCACAGCCAAGACACUUCUGCAAGGCCUGUAAGCGUUAUUGGACUCGGGGUGGCACCUUAAGGAAUGUUCCGGUGGGCGGUGGAUGUAGGAAGAACAAGCGUAUGAAGAGACAAGCGGCUUCAGCCAUUGAUGGAGCUUCUCCAACAAAUACUAACAGUCCAAUAUCUCAACCUCAAAUCGAUGUCUCUUCGGCCUCAACUCAUCAUAUCAACCCUUUGUUUUACGGGUUAGCUAAUACCCCAUCUGAUAUCCAUCUUCCCUUUCUUCGGUUCAAUUCAAGAGUUCCAGAUGUGGAAAACGUGACAGGCUAUGAUAUCCAGCCUGAUCCGAAUGCUCUUGGAUUAGGAUUUUCUUCUGGGAUGGUGUCUGGUGAUAAUGGGGACAAUGAUUAUCGAUAUGGUUUUAACACUAACCCGAGUAAGCAAAUCCAGGAUGUGGAGACUUCAAAUCCACUCCUUUCAAGCUACUCUAAUAUAUUUGAAUCCUCAUCUUCUAGCACCACUACCACGCCAACCAUUGCUUCUUUGUUAGCUUCUACUCUUUACCAACACAAGUUCACGAACGGUGGUGUUAAAAGCACUCAACUGCCUACCCAAAUGCACUCCUUAGAACCUUUUCAAGACCUUCAAAUGACAGGUAACGAUGAAAAUUGGCUAACCAUGAAAGAUAUCAAAGUUGAAGAAGCGCAAAGCAGAAUGGAAUGGAAUGUGGCAUGCCAGAAUCAGCUCGAUCAAAUCGGUUUAUCUGAUCCUGCGGUUUAUUGGAACACAACAAGCGUCGGUGCUUGGCAUGAUCCAUCAAACAUUGGAUCCUCGGUCACUUCUCUGAUCUAGUAAACUAGACUACUCUUAUCAGCAGUUUUUCAAAUAGUCUCCCUCUUUGUUGGGUCCUUUUUUUUUGGUUUAUAGGUACUUAGUUUCGGAUGAUACUACUGACGGUAGUGGAUUCUACAGUCAUAAUGGAGUGGGAUUGAAAAG
Hibiscus syriacus is the source of this 1307-nucleotide messenger RNA. Its product is annotated as dof zinc finger protein DOF1.4-like. The record is from RefSeq and is a predicted model, not a curated record. Gene Ontology annotation, molecular function: DNA binding; DNA-binding transcription factor activity. The transcript is spliced from 2 exons. Gene Ontology annotation, biological process: regulation of DNA-templated transcription. The coding region runs from base 141 to 1163 and encodes 340 amino acids. NCBI's taxonomy places the organism in Eukaryota, Viridiplantae, Streptophyta, Magnoliopsida, Malvales, Malvaceae.